CCAUGAACAGCUCGGGCGGCCUCGGCGCCGAGGACGCCAGCGAGGCGGGCAGCGGCAGCUGGCAGCCCGAGGCGGUCAUGGUGCCCGCGCUGUUCGCGCUCAUCUUCCUCGUGGGCACCGUGGGCAACGCGCUGGUGCUGGCCGUGCUGCUGCGCGGCGGCCAGGCGGUCAGCACCACCAACCUGUUCAUCCUCAACCUGGGCGUGGCCGACCUGUGCUUCAUCGUGUGCUGCGUGCCCUUCCAGGCCACCGUCUACACCCUGGACGGCUGGGUGUUCGGCUGGGUGCUCUGCAAAGCCGUGCACUUCCUCAUUUUCCUCACCAUGCAUGCCAGCAGCUUCACGCUGGCCGCCGUCUCCUUGGACAGGUAUCUGGCCAUCCGCUACCCGCUGCACUCUCGCGAGCUGCGCACGUCCCGCAACGCGCUGGCAGUCAUCGGGCUUAUCUGGGGGCUGUCGUUACUCUUCUCCGGGCCCUACCUGAGCUACUACCGCCAGUCGCGGCUGGCCAACCUGACCGUGUGCCACCCGGCCUGGAGCGCGCCUCGCCGCCGCGCCAUGGACCUCUGCACCUUCGUUUUCAGCUACCUGCUGCCGGUGCUGGUGCUCGGCCUGACCUACGCACGCACCCUGUGGUACCUCUGGCGCGCCGUCGACCCGGUGUCCGCAGGCUCGGGCUCCCGGCGCGCCAAGCGCAAAGUGACGCUCAUGAUCGUCAUCGUGGCGGCGCUCUUCUGCCUCUGCUGGCUGCCCCACCACGCGCUCAUCCUCUGGGUCUGGUUCGGCCGCUUCCCACUCACGCGCGCCACCUACGCGCUACGCAUCCUCUCCCACCUUGUCUCCUAUGCCAACUCGUGCGUCAACCCCAUCGUUUACGCGCUCGUCUCCAAGCACUUCCGCAAGGGCUUCCGCAAGGUCUGCGCCGGCCUGCUGCGCCGCGCCCCCCGCCGCGCCUCCCGCCGCGUAUGCGUCGCGGCGCCCGGCGCCCGCAGCUGCAGCGUGCUGGAGCGCGAGUCCACCGACCUGACUCACGUGAGCGAGGCGGCUGCGCCCCUCGCCCUUACCCCGGCGCCUCCCAGUGGCCUGGUCUCGAGGACUGGCCUCUGCCGGGCCUGACGGGCCUAGAAGGCCCCCAACAAACGGCGUCGAGACAGUUAACGUGACCUGAGAGCACUUGGC
Molecule: messenger RNA, 1178 nt
Organism: Orycteropus afer afer
Lineage: Eukaryota; Metazoa; Chordata; Mammalia; Tubulidentata; Orycteropodidae
Gene: GALR2
Product: galanin receptor 2
Biological process (GO): neuropeptide signaling pathway; positive regulation of cytosolic calcium ion concentration; adenylate cyclase-modulating G protein-coupled receptor signaling pathway
Cellular component (GO): membrane
Molecular function (GO): galanin receptor activity
Source: RefSeq, a predicted model, not a curated record